AUGGGCAUCCCUAUGUGGCGUGAGCCUUCUAAGUCCGAAGCAUCCAAGUCUGCUUUGGACAAGGACCCAUCUGCUUCUGCACGCUCGUCGAUUCGCCGGGGACCGUCGCGGCACAGUAGCUCCCGAGCGCGCCGUUCCGAUAUCCUGGCUUCGUUUCAUUCACAGAUCAUUGAUGAGCUCCGACGCGGUGCCGUGGAACCGAGACGCGUGCCGCGCUUCUCUUUCAUACCGCCAAACGGGGCUGUCGAGAGUACAGUUACUCUGGAACAGGCCGAACGUGACGCCCUCAACUGGGCUCAGUCGCGCGCCGCGAAUGCACCCCGACCGACCGACCGACCGACAGAGACAGCAAACCGGCGAUUUAGGAAUUAUCGCGAUCAAGCCUUAACCGACCUUCUCGGUCGCAUGGACGCUCAGCCCAGAAAUACCCAUGUCAGCCCUUCAUUGACUACCAACUUCGCUCCCGCUCUCGCAUACCACACUAGCGCUACUUCAACCCCUUCGGAUAGCGGCGUUCGUCUCCCCCCUAUGCGUGACAGAUACAACAGUGAUCAUCCUUCCAAUACCAUAUCCCGACCAGACAUACUUGAAUAUCUGUCCCACAACACACAAACCCGACCACCCCGAGACCCCGUUGUAGACGGGCUUGGGGAUCGCCAGCGCAGUCCCAGUCCAGACGGAGAGCGAGAAACCGAUGCGUGGGAGACUUUACUCUCAACUAUGACACCCGAUGCGACUCUUCCAUCGACUGAUACUUCUUUCACCUCAACUUCUGCCGCUGGGCCGGAUAUUUCGCGCAAUCCUCGUCCUCGGAGCUCUAUCAACUUGACACAGCCAUUGGCGGCGGAUGCUGCCCGUGCUCACUUUAGACUCGACCCCUUUUCUGACCAACUCAACCCAUGCGACUUCUCUUCCUCUGAUGAUGAGGGUCCUUCCUCUAGUUACGUAGAAUUCAUGAGACAGGCAGGUGUACGUCGUCCCGAUCCGCAUUCGACUAUGAGCAACCAUCCUCCUAUUUCUAUCCCUGCAAUCAUUCCUGCAAGCGUUCUCGCUAUCUCUGACGGGCGUCACCAAAGCUCCCUCUCCGACCGUCACCAGAAUGAUGACCUCCAUCACAUGCAGGUUAUCCUGGAUCGACUUGCACGUCGUGAGGAUAUUCCCGACGACUGGUGGGCCGCAGCCGGCCUUGCACGCACUCUCGAUCGUGGUCUCAAUGCGAGCAUGGACUCCACCGACACCGAGGGCGUUUCUCGAACAAACAAUUGA
Penicillium robsamsonii is the source of this 1266-nucleotide messenger RNA. RefSeq lists its product as uncharacterized. Bases 1 to 1266 code for a protein of 421 amino acids. The record is from RefSeq and is a predicted model, not a curated record. NCBI's taxonomy places the organism in Eukaryota, Fungi, Ascomycota, Eurotiomycetes, Eurotiales, Aspergillaceae. The transcript has 2 exons.